Messenger RNA from Leucoraja erinaceus (little skate), 1883 nucleotides. It is a transcript of the gene f9a, whose product is annotated as coagulation factor IXa. NCBI's taxonomy places the organism in Eukaryota, Metazoa, Chordata, Chondrichthyes, Rajiformes, Rajidae. The transcript has 8 exons. Gene Ontology annotation, molecular function: calcium ion binding; serine-type endopeptidase activity. Bases 155 to 1624 code for a protein of 489 amino acids. Gene Ontology annotation, cellular component: extracellular region. Gene Ontology annotation, biological process: blood coagulation; proteolysis. The record is from RefSeq and is a predicted model, not a curated record.
GGUUUACAUUUUAAUGACUGGAGUCCUGAUUUUUCAGGUUAUUUCCUGACUUUAGUUGCAGUUUAGGAUUUGUCAGCGAGUUGAUUUGCAGCCAGUUCUGUACGGUAAAUAAAACUGGGCCGGGUUAGCUAAUCAUUGAACUCCAGCUUUCUCCAUGCUCAUGCUUUAUGUUAUAAAUUUUAGACAGAGAACGAUGGGAGAAAUCAGCUUGUUAAUAGUUGCUGCUGUUCUCGGACAGAUUGGGUGCAGUGACCGUGAAGUUUUCCUCCAAAACAAAGAUGCAAACAACAUUUUGCAGAGACAGAAACGAGCCAACUCAUUGUUCGAGGAGAUCAAGCCAGGAAACAUAGAGAGGGAAUGCCACGAGGAAAAAUGUUCCUUUGAGGAAGCACGGGAAGUAUUUGAAAACAAGGAAGACACGCAUGAAUUUUGGAAUGAAUAUGUAGAUGGAGACCAAUGUGACUCUAAUCCUUGUCAAAACCAAGGUAACUGCAAAGAUGGGAUUGGCUCUUAUGCCUGCUGGUGUCAACCAGGGUAUGGAGGAAUAAACUGUGAGAUAGAACCUUUAAAACUCUGUCAUUUUGAAAACGGAGGAUGUCACCACUUCUGCAAGAGUGAUGUAACGAAUGGAGUGAGGUGCACGUGUGCCCCGACCUACAAGCUUGAUGCUGACCAACAUUCCUGCGUCCCUGUAGGGAACCACCCAUGCGGGCGAAUCGCAGAGAUCAAUGCAGUGCGGUCACUGGAUAUCACUUUUGGAGCCAACAACACUGAUGCACUCAAUUCAUCAUCGAGUAAGGUCAUGGACAAACUUCGAGUGUCCAAUGGGACAACUGUCCACAGGCUCAGUAACGUCACGGGAGCCUACAACUACACUAACAUCCGACCAUCAGCGGCUGACCACACCAAAAUAGUGGGCGGUGAGGAAUGCAGGAAAGGACAGUGCCCUUGGCAGGCUAUGCUGCUGGACAAUGAGAACAAAAUAUCAUUCUGUGGUGGAACUAUCCUGAAUGAGAAAUGGAUCAUCUCGGCAGCCCAUUGCUUCGUCAAGCCUAUUGACUUUACAGUUGUUGUUGGCGAGCACAACAUUGGCAAGCAGGAACACACGGAGAGGUACCACCAGGUGAAAGAGGUGAUCCAGUACCACAGCUACAACCCCAAUAGAAGCCAGUAUGACCAUGACAUGGCUCUGAUCCUCCUGACCACCCCCAUCAUAUUUACCCCCUUCAUCGUCCCCAUCUGCCUCCCAGAGAAGCACUUUGCGGACCAGGUGCUGAUGACGCAAACCUACGGGAUGGUGAGUGGCUGGGGCAGUCUGGGCACCAAGGGGAGCGUCCCUCAAGUUCUGCAGCGGAUUAACAUCCCCUACAUUGAGCGCAGCAUCUGCAAAGACUCCAGCAAGCAUCGCGUGACCAAGAACAUGUUCUGUGCCGGCUACCCGGACGCCACCAAAGAUUCGUGUCAGGGAGACAGUGGUGGGCCCCACGUCACCAAGUACAAGAACACCUGGUUCCUCACCGGCAUUGUCAGCUGGGGAGAUGGCUGUGCAAAAAAAGGCAGGUAUGGCUUUUACACCAAGGUCUCUCGUUAUCACCUCUGGAUCAUAAGACAAAUGGGAAAAUGAUUUACAGGGAAGGAGCAGCAUAUCUCAUUGCCUGGCAUGCAGCAGCCUAAUGCUUUUGGAAAUGAAAUAUUCCCGAUAUCCAAAAUCCAACACACACAAAUUUCUUGCCUCUGGCCAUGUGAUAAAUAAUAAGAAUCAUCUUCAGGGAUGUUUCCAUUAAUCAGUGUUUGGUGUUAGAUUUAUGUGCAUUUUGUAAAACUGUGCCAUAUUCUUGUCUUGGGCAAGAUUUUGAUGAUAAAAUAAAUAUCUGUCCAUAUGA